Messenger RNA from Lodderomyces orthopsilosis Co 90-125, 1100 nucleotides. RefSeq lists its product as uncharacterized. Gene Ontology annotation, cellular component: cytosol. The annotation marks the transcript as partial. NCBI's taxonomy places the organism in Eukaryota, Fungi, Ascomycota, Pichiomycetes, Serinales, Debaryomycetaceae. Gene Ontology annotation, molecular function: NAD binding; oxidoreductase activity, acting on the CH-OH group of donors, NAD or NADP as acceptor; formate dehydrogenase (NAD+) activity. The record is from RefSeq and is a predicted model, not a curated record. The transcript has a single exon.
GAAAGCACGCCGAAGAAGAAAAGAAGUUGUUGGGAACUAUCGAGAACGAAUUGGGUAUUCGUCAAUUCGUUGAAGAAAAUGGUUAUGAUUUAGUUUCAACUACCGAUAAGGACAGAGAAGGAUCUGCAUUUGACUCCAACUUGGAAGAUGCUGAGAUUGUCAUUACAACCCCUUUCUACCCAGCCUACUUGACUAAAGAAAGAAUCGCUAAGGCUCCAAAGUUGAAGGUUGCCAUCACUGCCGGUGUUGGCUCUGACCAUGUUGACUUGAAUGCUGCAAACGAAAAAGGAAUUUCUGUUUUGGAAGUCACUGGAUCCAAUGUUCAAUCAGUUGCUGAACACGUUGUUAUGUCAAUGCUCAUCUUGAUUAGAAACUACAACAUUGGACACUUGCAAGCUACUUCAGGUGGUUGGGAUGUUGCUGCUGUUGCCAAACAAGAGUACGACUUGGAAGGUAAAGUUGUUGCUACUGUUGGUGCUGGAAGAAUUGGAUACCGUGUAUUGGAAAGAUUAGUCCCAUUCAAUGUCAAAAAAUUGUUGUACUACGACUACCAACCAUUGCCAGCUGAAGCAGAAGAAAAAUUAAAUAAAGCAUCAAAAUUAUACAACAACGUUGACGUCAUCGUUGAGAGAGUUGAAAGCUUGGAGGACAUGGUUUCUCAAGCUGAUAUCGUCACUGUUAACUGUCCGUUGCAUGAGCAAACAAGAGGAUUAUUUGACAAGACUUUAAUCUCUAAAAUGAAAAAGGGUUCUUAUCUUGUCAACACCGCAAGAGGUGCUAUUUGUGAUGCUGAUGCUGUUGUAGAAGCUUUGGAGUCUGGCCAUAUUGCUGGUUACGCUGGUGAUGUCUGGAACGUUCAACCUGCACCAAAGGAUCACCCAUGGAGAAAGAUGCACAAUCCAUACGGUCCAGAAUACGGUAACGGUAUGACUCUUCAUGUUUCUGGAACUUCAUUGGAUGCUCAAGCUAGAUACGCUGCUGGUGUCAAACAAAUCUUGACCGAAUACUUCAACAAAAGUUACAAUUACAGACCACAAGACAUUAUCUGUAUCGAUGGUGACUAUGCUACUAAAGCUUACGGCCAACGUGACAAAAAGUAA